AUGGCUACUGCUGUCCUCAAUGGACCGGAGGACCAGAAGCACGAUGUCAAUUCGCCUGCCAGCACGGAUGGUCCUGCUGAUCUCUUAGGCAGUGCUUACUUCCAGGCCACCGUGGACCCAGAAUCGUCCAUCCAGGAAAUGGACAAGAAGCAUACUCGGACUCAGAAAGGGAUAUUGGCUGAUAAAUCACCUACAAACCACGGCUCCCCACGUAACACCUCACCCGACAAGCAGACUUCCUCCCCGUCUAGCAGACCACAGAAUGCUUCUAGAACGCCGCAGUCUCGCUCAGCUCGUUUCGUCGAUCCUGCCUCAGCCGAACAGUCACCGCUUGCCAAUCGAAUGACCACUGUACCUGAGGACGAGGAAGCGGUCAUUGAUGUCCCAGAGAAGAGUGUACAAAUUUCAAGAGAUGUUCCAGACGUGAUCGAACCAACGAGUCAGACACACACGCCUGCAGAGGACGAGAACCGACAAGACUCGACGAAGCCACCUAGUCUCUACUCUCGCUUACGUGCCUUGGCCUCUUCACAAAGCUACUCCCACACGAGAACCAUUAGUGCACUGUCCACUCGUUCCCACGAUGCAAGAGAUGACCGGAAUGAUGCCGCUAUGAUAGCCACCAUCGAGGAUGACAAUACCGAUGCUGAUGCCGACGAGGAAAGUGGUGCUGAGAACGCUUUCACGCCUGUAGUAAAUAAGAAGAAACGCAAGAUUGUUCGAGGCCAAGAGGAUACCGAAAGCGCUCCUCCUUCGAUCUACGAAUCUCGAACAGACCUCCACCCUAGCCAGCCACCGAGGUCUGCCACCUUUCAAAGGCCACCUGUAUUGACUAGAAGAUCAACCGACCCUGAAAUGGUUGCUGGUGUCUCAGAAGACGAGGGCAGACGAAAGUUGGAUCGUACCUCUUCUUCGUGGACCCCCCGUCAUCCUUUACGUGGCUUAAGUCAUGGAGGACAGCGUGACGAUAGGAGCCCCGUGGAUGGAGGCUAUGGCCGACGCCCACAAUGGCUGAACCUCCACGCUAGCAGUUCUAGAGACCAGGCAGAUGCAGCUCCUACAAACGCAGCAAGAACACCCAGAAGGAAGCUGAUGUCAGAACGGGGAAGCACUCUCACUGGUGCUCGAUGGAAGCAGUUGAAACAUGGCUUACGUGCGUUGACUACUGGUAAGAAGAAGGAGAGGCUUACUCAAGAUCAGGAAAAGUCUGCCGAGCUUCUUGCUGAGCUGGCUGCUGGUAGUCCCGCUGCUCUGAUGCUCGCAAGCGUUUUUCAGCGAGACGAGCAUGGGAGUAAGCGCAUUCCCGCCCUGCUGGAACAGCUCAAGGUCUCUAUCACAGAUAGUGAGCUCGACAAGUACAAAGAAGUCGGCAAUCCUACUCCAGGCGACCGCCAUCUGGUCUUCAGAAUAGAGCUGGAGUAUGGCAAUGGCAUCAACCGCAUGAAAUGGAUCAUCUAUCGUUCUCUGAAAGAUUUUGCCAAUCUUCAUGCUAAAUACAAAAUUCAUUAUCAAUCAGAAAAGCUCAAGGGCCGUGGUGAUGCUUCUAAGAAAAUGCCCAAAUUCCCACGAAAAGCCUUUCCUUGGUUACAAGGCAUUCGAGGCUUCGAUGACACAGAUGACGAAGAAGACGAGCCUGCACUCGAUACGGACGCAGCUGCUACCGAUACUGAACGUCCCGGCAUGAGUCGAAGCAGAACCAGAACGUCCUUCAUGCUCCCAAGGCGACGCUCAACAGAUCCUGAAAACACGCCCACCACCCCUGGUGGCACCCUGCUUUUCCGACGAGCCAAAGACUUGGAAAGAGAUCAGCGCGACCGAGACAGAGACGCCAACGCAUUUCGUGAGAAACAGCGGAAGAUGCUCGAAGUCUAUUUACAGAGAAUGAUGAAAUUCAUGCUCUUCCGUGCCGAUGCCAACCGACUUUGUAAAUUCCUAGAGAUCUCUGCACUUGGUAUGCGUCUUGCUAGCGAGGGCAGCUACCACGGCAAGGAAGGGUUUCUCGUGAUCAGGUCCGCGAAAGGUCUCGACUUCCGGAAGACCUUGACCCCAAAGAAUGUCAAGAAUAGGCACACCCCGAAAUGGUUUCUUAUUAGGCAUAGCUAUAUCGUCUGUGUUGACUCUCCUGAAGGUAUGCACAUCUAUGACGUCUUUCUAUUUGACUCGGACUUCUCGGUCCAGUCCUCCAGAACAACUAUCAACAACGAAGGCGAGACGAAAAAGAGGUUCGGUGAAGCAGCAAAACAAAUAGGAGAGAGGUCAAAAGAACUGGCUAAGCACCCACAACACCAUCGCCUGAAGCUUGUCAAUUCCGAGAGACGAUUGAAACUGCUUGCCAGGAACGAGAGGGUGCUGCACCAAUUCGAGGAGUCUAUUCAAGCUAUCAUCACUUCUUCGCCUUGGUGUCAGAAAAACAGAUUUGACAGCUUCGCACCUGUUCGCACCAAAUGCUUCGCGCAGUGGCUGGUUGAUGGUAGAGACUACAUGUGGGUGGUUUCGAGAGCCCUUGAUCAGGCAAAGGAUGUCAUCUACAUCCACGACUGGUGGCUUAGUCCCGAGCUGUACAUGAGGAGACCUGCUGCCAUCAGCCAAAAGUGGCGUCUGGACCGAAUCUUGAAGCGGAAGGCUGAACAGGGUGUCAAAAUUUUUGUCAUUGUUUACCGAAACAUUGACGCCGCGGUACCGAUAGAUUCGCAGUACACGAAGUUCAGUCUUUUGGACCUUCACCCUAAUGUGUUUGUGCAACGCUCACCCAAUCAAUUUCGCCAAAACACUUUCUUCUGGGCACACCACGAAAAGCUAUGUAUCGUAGAUCAUACUUUGGCCUUCGUGGGUGGUAUCGACCUGUGUUUUGGAAGAUGGGACACACCUCAACACACUCUAACAGAUGACAAGCCAACAGGCUUCGAUGCUAUUGAGUUUCCCAAGGACGGCGACCAUUGUCAGCUGUGGCCAGGUAAGGACUACUCUAAUCCAAGAGUGCAAGACUUCUAUGCAUUGAACAAGCCUUAUGAGGAAAUGUAUGAUCGAAGUCAGGUGGCUCGAAUGCCAUGGCAUGAUAUCUCAAUGCAGAUCGUCGGUCAGCCUGCCAGAGACUUGACAAGGCACUUUGUGCAAAGGUGGAAUUACAUCCUACGCCAGCGGAAGCCAACCCGGCCAACGCCAUUCCUCCUGCCCCCACCAGACUUCAAUCCUGCCGAUCUUGAGGCGCUGGGUUUGGACGGCACAUGCGAAGUACAGCUGCUGCGCUCAGCUGGUCCUUGGUCAAUCGGUACUCCGGAUCGAACGGAACACAGCAUCAUGAACGCUUACGUCAAGAUGAUCGAAGAGUCGGAGCAUUUUGUCUACAUGGAGAACCAGUUCUUCAUCACGAGCUGUCAAACCGAAGGCGCGACAAUAUACAACAAGAUUGGAGAUGCCCUCGUGGAACGCAUAACCCGAGCCGCGAACAACGACGAAGCGUGGCGUGCAAUGAUCAUCAUACCUCUCAUCCCGGGUUUCCAGAACACCGUCGAAGAAGAAGGCGGCACUAGUGUGCGGCUUAUCAUGCAGUAUCAAUACCGCAGUAUUUGUCGAGGCGAGUCUUCGAUCUUUGGGAGAUUGAAGGCACUCAAUAUUGAGCCGGAAGACUAUAUCCAAUUUUAUGCUCUUAGGCAAUGGGGCAGGAUAGGGCCAAACCAGACCUUGGCCACUGAACAACUCUACAUUCACGCGAAGUGCAUUAUCGUCGAUGAUCGUAUCGCGCUGAUCGGGUCAGCCAAUAUCAACGAGCGGUCACAACUAGGCAAUCGCGACUCAGAAGUAGCUGCUGUUGUACGGGAUACCGAUAUGCUCUGGUCACGGAUGAACGGCCAGCCCUAUCGUGUAGGCAGAUUCGCUCACACGCUGCGUAUGAGGCUGAUGCGAGAACACCUUGGCCUUGACGUGGAUCAGAUCAUGGAAGAUUCCCAGGCUCUGGAGAAAGAGCACCAGAAAUGUGUUGGUAAGACAAAAGCACCACAGAAGCGGAACGUUGACUUCGAAGAGGAAGAUCCCAUAGCAGAAAAAGGGAGAGAGUUGCGUGAGGACCUUUUCACGCGAAACGAAGAGCUUAGCAGUUUUAACCAUGACGUUGACUGGGAGCAAGCUGGGAACCCGAACUUGAAGUCGAACCGCAAGCUCACCGAAGACUCCCGGGUUACUGGAAAGGCUGAGCACAAAGACGACCUCGAAGGCAAGGGUUUCGACCACAUGGCUGACAUUGAAAAAGCUGGGCAUGGUGAUGCUCGGGACACAGUGGUGCUACGCAGUGGAAAGGAAGUUUUGGUCAAGGACCAGGACACAGAAGGACAUCGCACAUUGGCAGAACCCCGAAAGCACGAUGAGAUUACUCGGUUGCCAUCGUAUGUGAUGAAAAUGGAAGCACCAAACCCACCUAUGCCUCCAAAGCCCAGCCUGGUUAGGAAGCACACUGAGGAUCUUGGCUUGACGAUGCUCUCGCAGCUUCCACCGCUACCGAAUAUAGAUGAUAGCGACAUCGGCGGUCCAUCACUCGAGCCCACCAUGUCAGCAGGCUCUGGCCAUGCCUAUCACCCAUUGCUCAAUGAGCUGCGCUUUCCACUGGUCGAGCGUGACAGCAUGAUCGAUCCGAUCCAUUUCAGCUUCGCAGAUGAGCUAUGGCACACUGUCGCAGAGAACAACACCAAGCUGUACCGCGCCGUGUUUCGCUGCAUGCCCGAUAACCUUGUUCGUGACUGGACCGAUUACCACGAAUACGUGGCUUAUGAGCAGCGAUUCCAAGAACUGCAGGGCAAGGAUCCAGACAACGCUAAGACAAACCGUGAAGGCAACCAGGAGCAUAAGAGGGCUGGGCCGCCUGGAGUGGGAGUUUCUGCAGUACAAGCACAACUCAAGACCCUUAGCAAGGUGCCUUCAGACCUCGCCAAAGCAGCAGGCGAAGCACAGCAGGCUGUUCAGAACGCGUUGAGCAAUGACAACAAGACCAAUGCUAGUGGCGUCGAAGAGGGAGAGAAAGAGGCACUUAAGAAGUGGGCAGCUGAAGCGAACCGAGCACAGAUGAAGAGAACAGGGACCGACCUAUCAUCACGAACGUUUCCUGAUCUGGACGAGAAGAGAGCAUUGCAGAGUGUGCCUGAAGAUGAAGCGUUAGCUCAAGCAAACAGACCAGAAAGCCAAGAAAGCGACGAACAAACUGUCAAGGCAUCACCUUCGGAUGGAGGGCAGGAGAAAGAGCAGGUAAAGGAAAAGCAGACGGGCACCACCACAUACAGUGGAUCUGUCAGACGGCGACGAAGGGGGACGACGCGCAGCUCACGACGCGACUUCAGUGCAGCCGACGAUAUGAUGAGCAUGGGAGAAGCAGAAGAGCUUCUCGGCAAAGUGCAGGGUCAUCUGAUCGAGUGGCCAUAUGACUGGCUAGAAGGCGUGGAAGCAGGCGGCCGUUGGCUGUACCCCUUCGAUCAGAUAUCGCCAAUUGAAAUCUAG
Molecule: messenger RNA, 5481 nt
Organism: Lithohypha guttulata
Lineage: Eukaryota; Fungi; Ascomycota; Eurotiomycetes; Chaetothyriales; Trichomeriaceae
Gene: SPO14
Product: Phospholipase D1
Exons: 2
Coding region: 1-5481 (1826 amino acids)
Biological process (GO): phospholipid catabolic process
Cellular component (GO): intracellular membrane-bounded organelle
Molecular function (GO): D-type glycerophospholipase activity; phosphatidylinositol binding
Source: RefSeq, a predicted model, not a curated record